AUGAAGCAAAUCCUCGCAAAGAGGAGAUAUCUAAAGCAGGAAACUAGUGAUGAACAGGGAGAUUGCAGAGCUAUUUUGAAGAAACCACUUCCUCCAAAAGGGAAAGGUCCAGGAAGUUUUAAUAUUCCUUGCGUCAUUGGGAAGGAGAAUAUAAGGAAGGCCUUAAUUGAUUUAGGGUCAAGCAUUAAUUUGAUGCCCUUAUCCAUGCUCGAAAGAAUUGGUGAUUUUGAAGUCAAGCCAACCAAGGUGACUUUGCUCAUGACAGAUGGAUCCUCCAAGAAACCCUAUGGUGUAGUGGAAGAUGUUGUGGUUUGUAUAGAGCAACUUAAGUUCCUGGUGGAUGGAGAUGAGAGGAAGAUGAGAAGAUUCCAAUUAUUCUUGAAAGGCUGUUUGCGAAAACGACAAAAGUAA
Molecule: messenger RNA, 411 nt
Organism: Vigna umbellata (rice bean)
Lineage: Eukaryota; Viridiplantae; Streptophyta; Magnoliopsida; Fabales; Fabaceae
Source: RefSeq, a predicted model, not a curated record